AUGGCGGCGGAGCGAAAGGCCUCGAUCACGGUGGUUGACGAAAACACUGUUGGUGUCACGUCCAUCUUGUCCAGACGCGGUGAACAUGCCAUUCUUCAAGAAGGCGUCUCCAAGGACGAACUGACCCUGGGCGCACUCGGUUACAAACAGGAGUUCAAGAGGUACUUCACCAUCUGGGAGUCCUUUUCUGUGUCGUUCUCCGUCCUUGGCCUUCUUCCAUCCAUUGCUUCCACCAUCGGCUACAGCUUGGGUUACUCGGGCACCGGUGGUGCCGUGUGGGGAUGGCUGGUGGCCGCGCUCUGCAUUCAGUCCACCGCCUUCACCAUGGCUGAAUUGUGCUCCAGCAUGCCUACGGCCGGCGGUCUCUACUACGCUUCUGCAGUUCUGGCGCCUGAAGGAUGGGGCCCUCUGGCCUCAUGGUUUGUGGGUUGGUCGAACUUUUGCGGCUUUGUGGCCGGACCCUGCUCUGUCAACUACGCGCUGGCCUCGAUGCUGAUCACCUGCGGCAUGAUUUCCAACCCAGAUUAUGUCCCCGAGACGUGGCAUACAUAUUUGGUUCUGCUGUUGUUGCUCAUCAUCAAUGGCCUCAUCACCAUGCAGUCGACGUGGUUCAUCGGCUGGGUCAACAAGGUCGGAACCCUGAUCAAUUUGAUGGUGGCCUUCAUUUUCUUCAUCUGGUUCCCUGCUGGCUCGAUCAACCACCCCAAGACCAACGACCGUCACACGAUUUGGCUUGAAUUCCAGAACGGGACCGAGUGGCCCAUUGGCUGGGCUACUAUCAUGGGUUUCCUGACCACCAUCUGGACCAUGUCGGGUUACGAUGCCCCGUUCCAUCUCUCGGAAGAAUGCAGCAACGCGAACAUUGCCUCACCACGAGCGAUUGUCAUGACGGCACAAUUUGGGCUGUGGCUGGGUUGGGCCGUUGUCCUUGUGAUUGCAGCCACCGUCGUCGACAUCGACGAUGUCGUCGCGGGCCAGUACGGGCAGCCAUUCGGGAGUCUGUGCCUGCAGGUGCUGGGAAAGAGGGCCGGGCUGGCCAUGUUCUCUCUCAACAUCAUUGCCCAGUUCUUUGUCGGCGUGGGUUGCACCAUCACGGCAACGCGGGUCGUAUUUGCCUAUUCUCGAGACGGUGCCAUCAUUGGGUCGCGAUGGUGGAGCCAAAUCCAUCCCAAAACCAGGACUCCUGUCUAUGCAACUUGGGGUGUGCUCACCGUCUCGUCCUUGCUCGGCUUGUUGUCGUUUGCAAGUCCGGUGGCUAUCGGUGCAGUGUUUAGCAUCGGCGCAAUUGCCCAAUACACCGCCUUUACGACCCCGGUGGUCCUGAAACUGUUCAAUAACGACAGAUUUCGCCCAGGCCCGUGGCACUUGGGACGGUUCUCGAAGCCCCUGGGAAUCAUCGCCUUUGGAUGGUGGUGCCUCAUCGUUCCAGCCCUCUGUUUCCCGGCCGUCAAAGGCAAGGACCUCAACGCGCUCACCAUGAACUGGACCUGUCUCAUUUACGGAGGCGUGAUGUUCAUUGCAAUGUCCUGGUAUGCCAUCAGUGGUAGGAAAUGGUUCAAGGGACCUCGUGUCAAUGUGCAAUACACCCAUGAGGGCGUCGAAAUACUCGACGCACCGGCGGAUGGCACCGAGAUAUCAACCAAGGAGAUGGAGGCUACAGAGCUCAAGGGGUGA
Capronia epimyces CBS 606.96 is the source of this 1674-nucleotide messenger RNA. RefSeq lists its product as uncharacterized. Gene Ontology annotation, biological process: transmembrane transport. Bases 1 to 1674 code for a protein of 557 amino acids. NCBI's taxonomy places the organism in Eukaryota, Fungi, Ascomycota, Eurotiomycetes, Chaetothyriales, Herpotrichiellaceae. Gene Ontology annotation, cellular component: membrane. The record is from RefSeq and is a predicted model, not a curated record. The transcript has 3 exons. Gene Ontology annotation, molecular function: transmembrane transporter activity.